CAGAAACACGGAUCGGAUCAUUAACUCCCGGUCUUCCGUCCCGACUACCCUCUCAUUUCGUAGUCGUCGGCGGAGCCUCCGGCCCCUCGGGCAGGGGCAGAGUCGUGGGAUCCUUAAUACAUCACCGUUUCUCAUGUGCGCGUACUUUUCGUGCCGAUAUUCUAUUGUAUUCCGAUUAUUGUUAUUCUCGCCGCCGUCUGCGAGACACGAGGCAUGGUUUACUGGGAUUGAGUUUUUUUCCUCUCUCUUUCCGUCAUUUCGUCUCUUCUCGUCUCCCUUUUUCGGGGAGAGACACUCCGGACUUAGAUGGGUCUUCCGGGGGAAGGGCAUUGUAGAUAGGUACAUACCUAUGUAUGGUCGCUCGCAUAGGCGGUUGACAAAACGCCCCUUGGUUCUUCCCCCCUCGAGAGAACAUACCUAUGCACACGCACCUGACGGGCCUCCGACGUGCUUGCUCCCGGCGUCAACCCAGGUUGGCCCCCGCUACCAGAGGGAAUUUCGAGGGUCGGAGAAGGCCCGGCAAAAUUUAGGCCCUGCUCCCCGUCUCGGUCCCUGUUUCGUCUCGAGCGUCGUUAGGUCGUAUCCACCCGGCGAAACAACACGGGGAGAUAAAGCUAGUGUGGAGGGACUCCACCGAGGCGUAGUCCCCGUCGGCCGCUGGGUUCGUCACGUCCACAAUGCCACCGCGUCUCGUCGAGAUGGGGCCUACUACGUAACCUCGAAGCACGUGAUCUUUUCUUGAUUCCUAAAUUCCGGGGGUGGCAGAACUAUGAGUACCUAGGUACCACUAGCUAGAUCCGGAGCGAAUUUCACUGCCAGAGUUGACGCCAGACAAAAACAACCGAGCCCAUGAAUAGCGGUGGUGAAACAGAUAAGAUAACCCGCACGCGCACACAAGGCUUCUGUAACCCUCUUAACCUCUCGCGCUUGGCAACUUCACUCCCGGGGCCGCCUUCGCCAACAGCUUGUCAAACAGCGGAGUGCCUAAGCCCGUAACGGGGUCCCAACCCUCGGUCGCGUUCCAACCCGCGCCGGGAACGUGCCGUGCCGGCAGGCCACUGUAACCUGUCGCUCGUUAG
Molecule: messenger RNA, 1079 nt
Organism: Durotheca rogersii
Lineage: Eukaryota; Fungi; Ascomycota; Sordariomycetes; Xylariales; Xylariaceae
Exons: 2
Coding region: 134-742 (202 amino acids)
Source: RefSeq, a predicted model, not a curated record